Anthonomus grandis grandis is the source of this 1873-nucleotide messenger RNA. RefSeq lists its product as uncharacterized. The coding region runs from base 168 to 1676 and encodes 502 amino acids. NCBI's taxonomy places the organism in Eukaryota, Metazoa, Arthropoda, Insecta, Coleoptera, Curculionidae. The transcript has 5 exons. The record is from RefSeq and is a predicted model, not a curated record.
UUUAAAUAUUUGAGAUACAGAUGACCGUUGAAUGUUAUAUUUUUGUUCUUAGAAAAAUAUUUAAAAGCAUAAUUUAGUAUUGUCAUUUUUUAUUAAGAAUAUUCUGAUAUCUAUCAUAAGAUCAUAAAAUCAAUUUAUCUAGUCAGUUAGAAAUAUACAGAAUAACGAUGAACGAAAAAGCCAAAGAAGAUCUCAAUAAAGCAAAAAAGCACAAAAAAAUGCCUCCUCCACCUCCAGUGAAACAUACCUUGACUAGCUAUAGGCGAAUGCUGAAAGCCAAUCCACUUCUGCAACUGGAACAAGCUGGUAUCAAUAUUGAUCAAGUCAUGACUCAAAAAUCUCUUGACUCACUCAGUCAUCAUGUCUUAAAGAACAAUGCAGAAAAUAUGCCUGGUAAUGGUAAGAGUAGUUUAGCACUGCAAAGGCCUCCACCACAGCCCCUAUUAAAAAGAACACAAUCCCUAAAAUUUUCCAAACCACAAGGGAGACCUUUUAUGCAGCCAAAAACUCAGCUUUUACAAACAAAACCUACAAAAGAAACAGGCUCAAAUAAAUUGCAACAAGGGACAAAACCAAAACCAAUGAUGCCCCCCAAAAUUCAAGUUCCAAAACUAAAUCAAUCGAGAUCAGAAGAGAACUUAUAUGUUCCCACACCUCAUUUUCCAGAAUUUUCACCAAUAAGGGGCGACUCAGAAAAUAAAUGUAAAGGAUUUGUAUUUAAGACCCCAAUGGCAUAUGAUCGACGCAGUAUUCAUCAAGCCACACCAUUUUCAGAAAAAAAGGCUAGAGUCAGUUUAUUUCAGGCUUCUACUCCUGCCCCAUUAGAAUUAAGUAGAUUGCAGGAAAGACUUGAUAAAUGGCUUGCGAAAAGGGGUAAGCCUCCAGCUCAACUAAGUUGCUUUAGAGUUUUCAGUUCAACUGAUGUAAACCCCAAUAACACUGUAGCACAAUCCAAUUGUUUAGAAGAUGAUGAAAAUAAGGAAAACAUUGAGAAAAUACCGAGUACAUCUAACAGCUAUGAGGAUUUAGGCAUCAUUGGUCAGACAGAUGAUGCUAAAUCAAAUGCUAAAAAAGGCGAAGAAAUGAAAAAUAAAAAUCGAAUUUCUGAAGAGGAAAUAACUAAAUAUGCAAAAGAGGCUAUGGUUGAGCUUCAAAAAUUAAUUGAGGAGAAUUACCCCCGAAACCAGUGUUUGGGUUGGCUUGAACUAAUACGCGAUAAAUAUGAUAAGAUCGAGGAUGAACCAGAAUAUUGGGAGUGUCGCGCCGCCAUCGAAAGGUCUGCCGGUAACGUUCACCAGGCCGUUGAGUAUUACAAAACUGCCAUAAUACAAGGAGCUGAGGUAACAACAGUGGAUAAAUCUCUGGACCAAUUACUAGAGAAGUUCAGUCUGAUGAAUAUUAGUACAGACAAUAACAAACCGGAUCGACAACGCGAGCGUAUAGUUCGCGAAGCGCGUGAAACCUUUAAAUCUACCAUAAUCCAGUUCGCAAUAAUGCAGCGUAAUACAAUAAAAGGCAAGCCAGAAACUAAGAAAUUCGUAGUUACUCCGGUUAGACGUAGCACCAGAUUGUCUCGCUCUGGAUACGUGAAUACAACAGGUAUAAAACUAUGUUCAUCACUUAAAGAUUUAUCUUCGGAAGAUAUUGAGUUUAAAAAAAAUAAGGCUCUGUGUUAGUUUUAAGGAUUUGUAUUUAUGCAUGUAUUUUUAUUAUUUAAACUAAAAAAUGUGUUAUAGGAUUAAGUAAGCUUCCGGUUACUAAUUGUUAUACAAAUUUUACUUUUUUAUAUUGAUCCAAUAAAUUUUUUAUGAAUUUUUAAAGAAACAUUACAUUUUUAAUAAAAGUAAUUAAUAAAUAAUUUUUAGUAAAUUUA